Molecule: messenger RNA, 453 nt
Organism: Ogataea angusta
Lineage: Eukaryota; Fungi; Ascomycota; Pichiomycetes; Pichiales; Pichiaceae
Exons: 2
Coding region: 1-453 (150 amino acids)
Source: RefSeq, a predicted model, not a curated record
AUGGAGACGUCCGGACGCAAGUCCUCCUUUACCACCUCAUCCUCGCCGUACGCUCGCAGACGCUCGUUUCUGUCCAAAUCCAUGCUUGAAAACGACAACUUCCAGAUAUAUGAGUUGUCCUCUUCUGCGCCGUCGGCGUGCUUCGUGUCGGAGGAGAACGGCUCGCGGGCCAGAAUCCCUUCGUUCUCAAUCAACCUCACCCAGUCACAGGGUUUCAUCUGGAACCAGGACCUGUUUGCGUCGUCGUACCAGCAGGUCAGAGCUGGUCUCAACCCGGACGAGUUCCAGGAGGGCUCCAAAAGCGUCGAGGUGGUAGACAUCAUUCUGGAAGACGACACAGACACCGAAAACCGGGCCGGGUCGCUGAAAGAGUCGGGUCGCGAGACGAAAGGCCGUCAGGAGUCGCACGAGGCCGUCUGCGACGACGACAGCAUCUUCCCGGUCGACUAUUAG